AUGUGCUUUUUUAGUCUAUCACUUUUAUUAUUUCGUUUUGUUCUUUCUCCAUUACACAUCAAAUGUGAUCAUUUGAAUAAUAUUCCAUUUAAACUAAACUAUGUUUCUCUAUGGGGAGAAGAAAACAUGAUGAUUCUUGACCAAAACAAUGAAGUUCAACUUACGUUCAAUCAAUAUUCAGGUUCUGGUUUUACGUCGAGGCAACAAUAUGGUUCUGGAGUGUUUAGUAUGGAAAUUAAAAUGCCUCAAAAGGAUUCUACAGCUGUGAUCACGACCUUCUAUUUGAUUUCAGAUGGUGGACCUACUCGAGAUGAAAUAGACUUUGAAUUUUUAGGUGGAAAUAACGAACGACCUUAUAUAUUGCACACAAACAUUUUUACUAAUGGAUAUGGUAAUAGAGAGCAACAAAUUCAUCUUUGGUUUGAUCCAACUCUUGAUUUUCAUAAUUAUACGCUUCUUUGGAAUGAAAAACAAUUAGUAUUUUUUGUGGAUGAAAUACCUAUAAGAGUGUUCAAGAAUACAACAAAUAAAGGAGGGAGUUAUUUCACAAAGGCAAUGAAGAUUGAUGCAACAAUAUGGACAAGUCCAUGGGGUUCUGGUGGAAUUCCAAUUAAUUGGAAUGAUGCACCUUUUCAAGCUCACUACAAAGGAUUUGGCAUCAAUGGUUGUCAAACUCAAAGUAUCAGUACCAAUAUCACACAAUGUAAUUCUUCUAGAUAUUGGUGGAAUCAUGAAAAAUUUUGGGAGCUAAAUUAUCAGCAAAUUCAAGCUUACAAAAAUGUGAGGGACAAAUAUUUGAUUUAUGAUUAUUGUGCUAAACAACCACAAAAUCUUGAGUGUAGUCAAAGAUCCAAUAACUUUCACUAUUAG
Messenger RNA from Vicia faba (fava bean), 870 nucleotides. NCBI's taxonomy places the organism in Eukaryota, Viridiplantae, Streptophyta, Magnoliopsida, Fabales, Fabaceae. The record is from the annotation of a GenBank genome assembly.